AUGUUACAUCAAGUUGUUGGAGUUGCUGCAUCAACUUCGAUUUUCUAUAUUUUCUACUUCAAAUUUUCAACUUUCCAUUCAAUGAUUAACUAUCAAACUAUGUCAACUAUUCGCGGUUUUCUGAUUUUCUAUAUUCCAACUCUCAUUUCACUGGUAAGAUGUUUGUUAUUCAAAACCUCUCAACAUGAAAAUAUCUCAGGUUUCAUCCAUUUUAAUUGUGAUUCGAGAUACUUCUGAUACACAUUUCGAUACCUAUAACUAUGCUCCUGAUAUUGAAAAUGGAAUAACAAUUGCAUUUUUAAAAUUGAACACUCUUCCUAAUAUGUUAAACUUGUCUUGCAUUUUGAUUACAACCAUCGGCAUCCCAAUAAUAACUAUUCCAAUGUACAAAAGAGUCAAAAAUAUUUUGAAAAACCAUGUUUCAUCCAAAACUUUGAGAGAAACUAGAUGUUUUUUGAGAGGAAUGACUAUACAAACUAUUUUUCCAUUGAUUUGUUCUUUUCCCUCUUAUGGUUUAUAUUUUUAUUGCCUUUUAACAGGUAAGUCGAAAUACUGAAAUGAUUUUUCACCAGCAGGACCAGAAAAAAGUUCCAAGUUUUUGAACCUACACAUUUCAGGAGCUGACUCUGAGUUUCAACAAUAUUUUCAAACUCCAUUAACGUGUUUACCCACGAUAAUUGAUCCAAUUAUAACUAUUCUGUGUGUAGUUCCUUAUCGCAAAUCACUUAUCCCUAAAUCCAUUAGGGGUAGCACAAUUAUAGACUACUGAUCUUCAGUCUUAUGCCAUUUUCAAAAUAUCUCAUGUCUAAACUACUAUUAUUAUUUUCUAACCUUCUUCAUUCAAUUCAAAGAAUUUUUUGCUCGUUUUUGAAGAAACGUGUUAUUUGGCCAAAAUUGGAACGAAAAACAAAAAUAUAAAUCAAAAUUUCUCUAAUUAAAAAAAAGAGAACAAGAACUUCUCGAAAGAAUAAAGAACCCUUGUCAUAGAUACUUUCAACUCUAUAAUUAUUUUACUUCAAAAAAAUGUGCAAAUAUCAUUUCAGUUUUCAUUUCCAUAUCAUGAGCAUAUUUGAUAUACAUUUUUGGUUCUAUAUAAUUUAUUUUCUAUUAGCAUGUUUACUUCACGGAUGUCUUAUUUAUAUGAUUAUUCGAAAAUCUCCCAAAAGUUUCAAAUUGAUGAAAUUUUUAUUACUUCAAACUUCCAUAUCUCAACUAUUUUUGGCUUGCCUCAUUUCAUUUAUUCAAAAUCGAAUAAUUGCAUCAAAAUUACCAGUAGAAGUUCGAAGUUAUGGUUUAUGUCGAUAUUUCAAUUCACAUUUUUGUUAUUUUAUUUAUAUGUUACAUCAAGUUGUUGGUGUUGCAGCAGCUUCCUCAAUUUGUUUCAUGUUUUAUUACAAAUUUGUGACUUUCAAAUCAGCAUUGGAUCAUAAGAAAAUUUCAAUUUUAUGGAGAUAUAUCAUCUUCUAUAUUCCAACAAUCGCGUCAUUGGUGAGUAAAAACUUUUCUUUCGAAAAUAAUCCCAAAAAUGUCAGAUAUUAUCAAUAAUAAUUGUUGUUCUGGAUCCACUUGAUGGUUCAACUCCACAAAUUGAUGAAGACAAUGGUUUAACAAUUGCAUAUUUGAAGAUGAAUACAAUCCCUAAUUUUUUGAACUUAUGCUGUAUUGCUCUUACGACAUUUUGCACACCAAUUAUCUCAUUAAUCAUGGGUUCAAAAAUCAGGAAAUCAAUACAUUUCAAAUCAUCGAAAACAAUGAAUCAGACUGCAAUUUUUCUGAAGGGUUUAGUUAUUCAAGCUAUUUUUCCAUUAUUUUGUUAUGUUCCAAUGUUUUCGUUUUAUUAUUAUUGUCUGCUAACCGGUAAUUAAUCAUUAGGUUCAAGCUAGAUAUUUUUUAUUUUCAUAUUUCAGGUUCUCAAUAUUAUUUCCAAGAAUUUUUUCUAACUCCAAUUGUAUGUUUUCCUGUUAUUAUUGAUCCAAUUGUUACAAUGUAUUUUAUAAUUCCUUAUCGAAAUUUUAUCAAAUCCAAGUUCAAAUUUGGAAGAUCUUCAAGUCAAGCAGCUAUCCAAAAUGCAAUGACAAUUAAUAAUAUUUCAAAAGUUGUUGUUAAAAAUACAUAG
Molecule: messenger RNA, 2116 nt
Organism: Caenorhabditis angaria
Lineage: Eukaryota; Metazoa; Nematoda; Chromadorea; Rhabditida; Rhabditidae
Source: the annotation of a GenBank genome assembly